ACGGUUUUUUAAUAUUUUCUAUAAAUAUGACCAAAAUUUUUAGUGUCGUUGAAAGACAAAGGCAAUUGAUGUUGCUAGGACUAUCCGGUGAAACUGAUUUUAUAGAAUCGCACAAUGUCGGACGAAAGUGGCACGACUAUGAGUACGAGCAGAUUUGUUGGGUGCACCCUGCUCAUCCUGGCAAUAUGCCUGUUGGUCGCCACUCCGCAAUGGAUGAUAAUGUGCCUCUUUGCGUGGGAUGCCAUGGUGUACACGGUAGCCUGCUUCUUCCUGUCCUUCGCGCUCCUUGCCAUCAUCCACAUGUUUGAGCCGCUGAAGUACGCAAGGCCCUGGAACUACAUCGUGAUCGCCGUUUGCUACGAACUCCUGACACUUGGUUCUGCCAGUUUUCUAAUGGAAUGGAACCUGAUUUGCACCAUUAUCGUCUUGGCCAUGGCCCUUCUAUUCCUCGUUAUCGUGCUGCUGAUCUGUGCCCUUCUAAUCUGGAGCGGACUGUAUGCGAACCCCUUCAAAAUGGCCGUCGUUGGAGUGAUGGGUUUUGUUUUGGCAUUCUGCAUUGAAAUAAUGGAUAUCCUUGAGCACUGGUAUUUUUGGCAGGAUGUGGCUGUUGGUGUCUUUAUAUGUAGUGUGAUUAUUGUAAUCAUCUCCCACGUGUUGAUCACGUACAACAAUAUUGAAUUGCUGGUCAGAGAUGAUGCUCUCCUCGUCGCACUCGUGCUGUACAUCGCCUACUUGCUUUUCUUGGUAAGCGGUAGAGUUUCACUCUUUUACAUUCGAGAAAACGCUUAUUAUUUUGCCACGACUACUCCUAUGACCUAUGACGCAGAAGAAGACGAUGAAGAACAUAAGAGGAAAUAAAGUUUAUGGAUCAAACCAACUUUCAUGUUGAUAAUUAUCCUAAAAGACUUUGAAAAAUAAAUUUGUAGUUUUUUGAA
Drosophila takahashii is the source of this 935-nucleotide messenger RNA. RefSeq lists its product as uncharacterized. The record is from RefSeq and is a predicted model, not a curated record. Lineage: Eukaryota; Metazoa; Arthropoda; Insecta; Diptera; Drosophilidae.